AGUCGUUUGCUACUCCGAAAGAAGAAAGAUAGAAAAUACCUCUCAUCGUCUCUCACCCUUCACAAGCAACACUCAGCUGUUACCAUUUUCCCUGCUUUAGCUUUUGCGCCACCGUGCUCGCUCUGCUUGCUUGACCAUAAACUUUCUUUUCCUUUCUCCUCUCUAUUCGCUGCAAUUUUUCGCCUUUCAGAGAACGCGAAGAGCUCCUUUGUUGUUGCUCUACCUAUAAAGCAGACAACCAACACGUUCGUUUAUCCGCUCAAGGACAGCGAACACCAUAGAACAGCAUCAUUAACUCACCUCCUCCCUCUCCCUUUCUAUCUUCUACUAAAAAUAUAUAUAUUGCCUCUCGGUGCACGUUCUCUUUCUCGGUGUUACUUUCGUUUGUCCCCCCUCCCCUUUGGGAAGCCUUACGUGAGCCGCCUCACUUGAACGGAGCAACGAGCGCACGUGCAGUCUCCUUCGACGCCAUACAUCUAAACUAUCGGGCACACCGCUGCAUCGACGCCAGUGCCGCGGCUUCUUCGUGGAUCGACUGCGUUUCAUCACUUGCUGCGGUGUAGCACGACGACGAUCACCGCCGAAGCGUUCUUGUGAGUUCUUUUUCUGUUUUUUUUCUCUGUCCCCCUCCCCUCUACAAAAAGGGAAAGGAAAUGGCUCACACUUCUCCUCUGACGGACUGCACGCGGGACACGAUCCAGGCCAUGAACCGCACCGCCGGUGUCAACGCCAGCAGCUCCCUCUCCAAGUCGGCCAAGUUGCGGCGGCACAACCCGUACGCCAGCCGCCUCCUGGCCCCAGAGGACUCCGUGGAGUUCAACAACAGCAUUCUGAACUCCCCCCUCUCUGCCCGGCACUCCCCGCUGAACUGGGAGGCGCGCGCCUUCGAUCCGACCUUCAUGUACAGCAGAAUCAGCACUCCUUACAUUGGCCAGUCCUUCUCCAGCCUGAACUCGGAUGCGCAGGUGCGCCGCAGCCUCUUCGGGGACAGCCCGGCGGCGCUGGCCGUCAACCACUGUGCGGAGGCGCCGGCGGUGGAGCACAGCAGCAACAACAUUCACAUCAGCGUGAACGUUGCCCCGACCCCCGUCAAGUCCGCCGGCGCGGCGAGGAAGGCCAUUGGAAAGAUAUACGUGGGGGGUCGCCCCGUCGUGGUGCCGCGCUACGACAACGAGGUCAGCGUGCAGCUGCGCAGCGGGGAGACCACCUUUGUGAUUCAUGAUAUUUACAGCCUGCUGGUCCUGGAGGAGGAGACGCGCGACUUGGUGGGCCUCUCCGUGAUGGUGGAGGGCGACCGUGGUGAGGACCUGGGCGUCGUUACCGCGUUGCUGAAGGCGGAGAGUGCCACGGCGCCUGCCACACCGUCCAAGACGGAGGCAGAGGAAAAGGACAAGGCUUCCUCUCACUCCGCCAAGUCCCUCCCACGCGUGCUGCGCGUUGCGUCGUCCGCUGAGCUACAGCAGAACGAGGCCCUGCCGCAGCUGGAGGCCGAGGCCCUCGCGUACUGCCACGCCUGCCUCGCCGAAGUGCAGCUCGCCGUGCCGAUUGCUGUGGAGGGCGUCUUCUUCCAGUUUGACCGCAAGAAGCUCACGGUGCGCUACACCAGCGACGCCUACGUUGACUUCAACGACGUGACACGGCUGCUCCACAAGAAGUUCAACUGCCGUAUUUGGAUGGAUCAGCUGAACCGCGAGGUCGUCAGCAGCACCGAGAAGCGCAGUCGUCGGGCGGAGCAUGGUGGCAAGAAGUCCGGCGGGGGCAACCAGCGCAGGAACGCGCAGAAGCGCAACGACUCGUAG
Leptomonas pyrrhocoris is the source of this 1799-nucleotide messenger RNA. RefSeq lists its product as hypothetical. The record is from RefSeq and is a predicted model, not a curated record. Lineage: Eukaryota; Euglenozoa; Kinetoplastea; Trypanosomatida; Trypanosomatidae. The transcript has a single exon. Bases 705 to 1799 code for a protein of 364 amino acids. Gene Ontology annotation, cellular component: cytoplasm.